Ochotona curzoniae (black-lipped pika) is the source of this 5018-nucleotide messenger RNA. RefSeq names its product nuclear receptor subfamily 1 group D member 2 (gene NR1D2). The record is from RefSeq and is a predicted model, not a curated record. NCBI's taxonomy places the organism in Eukaryota, Metazoa, Chordata, Mammalia, Lagomorpha, Ochotonidae. The transcript has 8 exons. Gene Ontology annotation, biological process: positive regulation of transcription by RNA polymerase II; cell differentiation; hormone-mediated signaling pathway. The coding region runs from base 412 to 1923 and encodes 503 amino acids. Gene Ontology annotation, molecular function: RNA polymerase II cis-regulatory region sequence-specific DNA binding; zinc ion binding; nuclear receptor activity.
GGGUUCUAACAUCUACACCCAAGGUGAAAUGCACAGAGAUCUAAAGUGCUGCCAGUCGUGUCCGGACACAUCCACCUAGCCACUUAGCCACCCCUUCCAUCUGACAGGCAAGGGCUGACCAUCCAUCACCACGCCGGCUGCUGCUGCUGCUGCUGCUGCUGCUGCUGCUGGGACUCAUGCUCCAAACACAGGCUUUGCUUGGAAUGAGGCGUGAUUGCCUACAUCAGUUCUUCCAGCUCAGCCUCCAGCCCUGCCUCCUGCCACAGUGAGGGCUCCGAGAAUAGUCUCCAGUCCUCCUCUUCUGUUCCAUCUUCGCCAAACAGCUCCAACUCUGACGCCAAUGGCAAUCCCAAGAACGGCGAGCUCCCCAGUAUUGAAGGCAUCCUGAAGAAUGAUCGGAUAGAUUGUUCCAUGAAAGCAAGCAAGUCAAAUGCACCAGGGGUAACAAAGAGUCACAGUGGUGUGACAAAGUUCAGUGGCAUGGUUCUACUGUGCAAAGUCUGUGGGGAUGUGGCGUCAGGAUUCCACUAUGGAGUGCAUGCGUGUGAAGGCUGCAAGGGUUUCUUCCGGAGAAGUAUUCAACAAAACAUCCAGUACAAGAAGUGCCUGAAGAAUGAAAACUGUUCCAUAAUGAGAAUGAACAGGAACAGAUGUCAGCAGUGUCGCUUCAAGAAGUGUCUGUCUGUUGGAAUGUCGAGAGAUGCUGUUAGGUUUGGUCGCAUUCCUAAGCGUGAGAAACAAAGGAUGCUAAUUGAAAUGCAAAGUGCGAUGAAGACCAUGAUGAACAGCCAGUUCAGUGGUCACUUGCAGAAUGACACAUUAGUAGAACACCGGGAACAGACGGCCUUACCACCCCAGGAACAGCUGCGACCCAAGCCCCAGCUGGAGCAAGAAAACCUGAAAAGCUCUCCUCCUCCCUCUUCUGAUUUUGCAAAGGAAGAAGUCAUUGGCAUGGUGACCCGAGCCCACAAGGAUACCUUUAUGUAUAAUCAAGAGCAGCGAGAAAAUUCAGCGGAGAGCAUGCAGCUCCAGAGAGAACGGAUGCCCAAGAACAUCGAGCCAUAUAAUUUAAAUCAUGACCAUUGUGGCAGUGGGCUUAGCAGUCAUUUUCCCUGUAGUGAGAGCCAGCAGCAUCUCAAUGGACAGUAUAAAGGGAGGAACAUAAUGCAUUACCCAAAUGGUCAUGCCAUUUGUAUUGCAAAUGGACAUUGUAUGAACUUCUCCAAUGCUUAUACUCAAAGAGUAUGUGAUAGAGUUCCAAUAGAUGGAUUUUCUCAGAAUGAGAACAAGAAUAGUUACCUGUGCAACACUGGAGGGAGGAUGCAUCUGGUUUGUCCAAUGAGUAAAUCUCCAUAUGUGGAUCCACAUAAAUCGGGGCAUGAAAUCUGGGAAGAAUUUUCGAUGAGCUUCACACCAGCAGUGAAAGAAGUGGUGGAAUUUGCAAAGCGCAUUCCUGGGUUCCGAGAUCUCUCUCAGCAUGACCAGGUCAGCCUGCUGAAGGCUGGAACUUUUGAGGUUUUAAUGGUACGAUUUGCAUCACUGUUUGAUGCCAAGGAGCGUACUGUCACCUUUUUAAGCGGGAAGAGGUACAGUGUGGACGAUUUACACUCCAUGGGAGCAGGGGAGCUGCUCAACUCCAUGUUUGAAUUUAGCGAGAAGCUGAAUGCCCUCCAACUCAGUGACGAAGAGAUGAGUUUGUUUACAGCAGUUGUCCUCGUCUCUGCAGAUCGAUCUGGAAUAGAAAACGCCAACUCUGUGGAGGCUUUGCAGGAGACCCUUAUCCGUGCACUAAGGACCUUAAUAAUGAAAAACCAUCCAAAUGAGGCCUCUAUUUUUACAAAGCUACUUCUCAAGUUGCCAGAUCUUCGAUCUUUAAACAACAUGCAUUCUGAGGAGCUGCUGGCCUUUAAAGUGCACCCUUAAGGCCUUUGUGCAUCGAAACAUGAGCUGAAGCUGACUGUGCAUUUGUGCCACAGUGCUUAUUUCUGUGUGUGUACCGUUCGUGGAGAUGAUGCAGGGUUGUAGGCUGCCUUGUCAGAUUGCAGCGGCUAUUGGAUUGAGAACUCUUCAGCCAUGACUUGGCACCGACCACAUCUCCCCGAUAGACCAAUCAGCUGUGUUGCACUUCAACUGGAGAAGUUACACUGAAUUAUACUCACAUUGAAUGUUUAGACUUUCAUCUGCCAAAACCAAAAACCAUUUUGAUCUCCCUGUGGUGUAACUACAUAACGCACAAUCAUAGGUCCAUGAGGACUUAGACCUUAUUUCUUUGUAGAAGUUCUGUUUGAGUGGUGGCUGACUUGGUAUUACCCCGAGACCAUUUGCUCUGGUAAUUAGAGACCCUGGGGGGUAGGAGAUCCACGUGUCUGUGUUUUGGUUUGCCACUGGUAACAUUUGGCCCCUGACAGGUUACUGGGUUGUGGAAAAUGAAAAGUCACAGUGUCCCUGAUUGCCCUGGGUCACACACUAAACCAUAUUUAUAAAGCAUACUUACCUCUUGGGAGAUAGGCACUAUGUAAAUAAGGUGAAAUUUUUGUUAUAAUUAUUCAUAAUUUUUUUCUAAUUUCUAAGCAUUUCUGGGGAAUCAUUUCACAGUUCACACCAGUCUAUUAUUCAGGGUUCCUGCAUAUGUGUGGGUAUCCUGUUGAUACACACAUAUUCAAAGUUUAUGAGUACAUCAAGUAUGUAGUAUUUGUACAUAAUAUGUAUGUGAAUAUAGCUAUACAUAAAUAUAUGUUCUUCACAAUAUUUUAAACUGUGAAGAACUCUAUCAUAAGACAAACUUAAAGCGAGAGGUGUCAGGAGACCAAGUUAGGUGCAUUUUACUUAUUGAUGAUGACAAAACCAUUGCGUUAAAAUGUUUGGACGGUAGGAUAUUGAGUUUGUACUGUUUUUGUUUACUUAAGCAACAGUUAAUGUAAAAGUGCAGCACGCCGUUGAGUCCAGUUUCAAGUGCGUGUCUCAGUUCCGCGUGGGUGCCAUCGUUGGUUCAAGGUACUAGUCAUUUACAGGUUCCUUCAGAUUCUUACGUCGCUGCCCCUUACGCGGAUGCUGCAGCUUCACGAUGACCUGAUUCUUUCUGGAAAACUGAUGUUUAAGGAACCUGUUUAUUGUAUCGUGUGUGUGCGUGUGUGUGUGCGUGUGUGUGUGCGUGUGUGUGUGCCUGUGUGUUCUGAGUCAAUUUUUUUUUUUUGGUUGUUGCUUUGUUUGUUUCUAAGUAACACCACAGGGAUUUUGUCAAAUUGGAUUUAAUGUAUAAUUUGAAAAAUCAUUUAGCUUGUGACCUCCAGGCUUAGGUGUGGCAUAGUUGGAGACAUUUCAUCCAUAUUGCUUAGAGGGCUCAGUCUGUCUACAGCAGUAGGAGAAAUAGCCAAAAUUGAGGAGUUUAUGUAUGUUUUUCUGUUCCCCUAGAAAAUAGCAAUUAUUUUAUUUUGCAUAAAGAUUGCCUUCUAUAUAGUACUUAGAUUGUAUUAAAUGGUGAAAGAACAGCCCACUUUACCAAGCCUGUGACGCGAGAGCAGAAUGCCUUAUCUUGUAAUCUUGUUUAACUUGUUGCCACUGGGACUUGAAUUUCUGUGGCACUAGUUAAGUAAGUUAAAAAGUUAAACCCUCUCAUUAUUAAAGAGGAAAGGCAAUGGUGACGUCUAUAAUACAAUGAAAACAUAAUUGCAAUUUACCUUACGUAGGUAUGACUUUCAUGGGAUAUACAGUAUAGUUUUUGUGAAUUCUUUACAUGAUAGCAUUAUCUUUUUAUAUUUUUUUUCCUAAGAUAACCAAAUGCAUAGUUUUCUUCUGUAGGGGAUAGAAACAGCUUUCUGAAGUAAUACUGAAAACCUCAAAGACCAUAUUCUUAAUUUUUGCCUUUUGCAUAACAUGUAUCUUUAUAACAUGUAUCUUUAAAACAAUUAAGUCUUCAGAAACGUGUAACCAGAACUAUGAUAGAAUCGCUUAUGAAACUUUAGUUAGAUUCAAUAUAAAAUACAUGUAUACAUCUAUAUAUAGGUAUAUAGAGUCACAUUUUGUCUUGUAAAAUUUCAUUUGAAUAUUCUUCCCUUAGGUAAUGGGAGACAAAAUGAAUGGUUCAUAUGCCACUUGUAGCAUUUCUGUAUUUGCAGAUAGCCCAUUAUGAAACUCCUAAUUCUAAAAUUAAACCAGCAGCCUAUUGAAGCACAUUGUUGACUGAGUCUGGUUAUAAACCUGUCGGAUGCAGAGGAGAUGAGCAGUUGGGGACAGUGUUGAUCGAUGAAUCCUGUACUGUAUGAAUUCCGUGAUGCUUUAACUCUGAUUUUAUACUUCCAAGUUGAAAUACGGGCAUUAUGUUAGCAAACUUAAGGGCAUUAUGUGAGCAAGCUGAAACUGUUGUUCUCUUCCCCCUGUGUUUUCAGUGUGUCUCUACAUGGUCUGAGAGAGGAUGUAAGCUGAUAGAGCUGAGGGGAAGACGCGCCCCGUGGGGUGAACUCUGCCUGGAGGUGGUGAUUCUGUUGCACACUGCGAAGCGAGGAGGGAAUGUCAGUGCAGAACAUGUGUGCUUUCAUAUCUGUAUUUCAAAAAAUCACCAUUGUAACUUGAUAAGAGAUGAUUUAUUUUAUGUAAACAGCAUUGCAAAGCAACGUGUAGAAGCUCGGCUAGACUUACUGUGCACGAGAGUAAACACCUAUCCGAAAUAUUCUUGUUUUUCCAAUAUAAAGUUUGCUGAAUGUACAAGAAGAGUUUAUCACUUAGGAUAUAGAAUUUUUUUAGGGGUUGGGGGGAGGGCUCUGUGAGAAAAACUGUUGCCUAGAAACAAAGCUUGUCUUGAUUUGAUCCAAAACAUCAAACUUGAAUCUAUUCUUGCAUUAACAUGGAAAGAUAAAUGGCUAUUGCUUUAAAAAAAAAAAAGGCUAGAAAUAGAUUGUUAAUAGGUCCUGAGUUAAGUUUAUUUUCUACAGACUGUAAAUGUUGAGGACUUGGACAAUAUCUUCUUGUUUCCAAGAAAUAACCUGUACACAGGGGGCAAGUAUAAUAAAUACUAUUUCUAA